Messenger RNA from Naumovozyma castellii, 2280 nucleotides. RefSeq names its product Stb4p (gene STB4). The coding region runs from base 1 to 2280 and encodes 759 amino acids. The transcript has a single exon. The record is from RefSeq and is a predicted model, not a curated record. NCBI's taxonomy places the organism in Eukaryota, Fungi, Ascomycota, Saccharomycetes, Saccharomycetales, Saccharomycetaceae.
AUGAACAGGAACAUGAUUCACUCGCACGAAACGCAUCGCAACGCCAUGGACAAUACCUCACCGGAAAGGAAGAAACAAAGAAUAAGAGUGCAGAGAGCAUGCAACAUUUGCAAGAGAAGGAAAGUGAAAUGUGACGGUAAUAAACCAUGCUUGAACUGUAUCAAGAAAGAAAUCGACUGUGAAUAUAAUAACAGCAGCAACACUACAAAGAAGGAACCUAAUGAUCCUCCCGCGGAUAUAGACGCCGCGGAAUCCUCCACCAUGUCACCACCUAACUUAUUACAUCCUCAAUUGAACAAGGAACAAUCAGAGGAUAACAUGGCUGUCUUGUUAUUGGAUUUAGCUAAAAAAUUAAAACAAAAGAAAAACAUAAAAGACACUACAUCACUGGGAAAUGACGACACGAUACCACCCAGGGUAACUAAGGAUACUAACUCACCUUGGCAAUCAUUCUCUUACGAUAAAUAUAGAUUUCAUAGAAGGUAUCAGAAUGUAUUACCAAAUAAAUUCGGUAAAUCAUUGUUAUCAGCAUUACCACCACAAUUAAUUCAAGAAAAUAAUCUGGAAACUCCAAGAAUACAAAAUUACGCUUGGAAUAUGUCAGGUGGUCAUUAUUUGAAAUUUGAACAAAUGCAUGAAAAUAAUUCAUCUUUAUUAUUCUUCAAUUUCGAUAAUCCAUUACAUUUAUCCACUGUAACAAAAUUACUCACUUUUUAUUUCAAACAAAUUAAUAAACCAUAUGGUAUCAUUCAUGAAGAAAUGUUUUGGAAUCAAUUUAAUAACGGGUUCUUACAACAGGGGAAACAAAAUAAUAAAUCUGCCAAAUUAUUCACUUCCAUGCUUUAUUUAGUAUUAACAAUAUCAAUAAGAUUCUAUGAGGGACUCCCCGCUUCAUCGUUGGAUCAAUUAUUUACACCGCAGGAACAAGAACUAGUACAUAGACAAAGAAUCCUAAGAAAUGAAGAAUAUAUGUUUGGUCAUGCAUAUUCCAUAGUGUCUAAAUUAACUUUUGAAUGGGAAUCAUUCGAAUUGAUUCAAUCAUGGUUAUUGAUCGCAUUCUAUUUGAGAACAUGUUAUAGACAAAUUUCAUGUUGGAAUGCAUUAAGUAGAGCCAUUAAUAUGUGUAAUGGGAUGUCAUUAUAUCUUAAUAGAUUCCCAGAAGUUCAUUCCACAUACGAUGAAGUUAAGGCAUGGCAUUGCUUUUGGUCAUGUUUCAUCAUGGAUAAAUUAAUUAGUUUCCAAUUGGGGAGACUUUAUCAAUUAUCGAUGCCCGUGACAAAUAUGAAUCAACCAACAAAUCCUGAUACGUGGUUCCAUGAUGAAACAAUACAAUUAUUCCAAUUAUCUAAAAUAGUAAUGGAUUUCCAAAAGAAGGAAGCUCAAGAAUUAGAUAUUCAAGAAUCACUGCAAUUACGAGGGGAAAUGGAUAAAUGGUUGGACAAUUUCAUGAAAUCUCAAGAAGAUAAUUCAUCAUCAUCAUUAUUAUUUACUAAUCAACCCUUAUAUCAAUUACAACCAUUCUUAUCAUAUUUGGACAUUAGAGUAACUUUUGAAUUGAGAUAUUUGUUUUGCUUAAUAAAUCCACCAUCUUACACUUCACCCCUAUCGUAUACUUUCCCCAUUGAUAUUCCCUCCCUAAUAAAACAUUGUCAAUUAUCACUAGACUUACUCACUGGUAUAAACUCUAAAGAUUUUUUCUUUGUCCCCUGGUGGUUGAAUUUAUCUCAAUUAUUUAGUAUUGGUUUGGUGAGUGUAGUUCUCAUUCACGCAGGAAUAGAAACUGUGGCCAUGACAACAAUCCUAGAUAAAUCAAUGAAAUUAUGGCAAUCUUUAGAAACUGCGUCUCCGAAAAAUCCACCCGUCAUGUUACCUCAAUGUCUAUGGUGUAUAAGAAUGUUGAAUCAAAUGUGUUGUAUACGUCUUUCCCUCUCACAAUCAAAAUUUGCUUCCAUUGUUGGAGAACAUGGAGGUGAUAAUAGUCAUAAUAAGAAUAAAUUUUCUCAAUUUGGGAAAGUGGGUGAAAAUGAAGAUGAGACAGACAUUGUCGAACCUUCAUUAACCUCACAGAAACCUACCGGUUAUAAUCUUGAAAAUAAUGGAAGUGCCAGAUUAAGCGACAUUCUAAUAAAGGAUAAUGAAGAAACACUGUCAUACACUACUAGGGAUUCAUCAGAGAAUAUAGUAUCAAGUUUAACUCCAGUGGGUGAACAAUUAUCACUCGAUGAUGAUGACGAUUUAUUCGCAAAUUUACAAUGGUUCGAUCAAGAUUUCGUACUAUAG